Sinocyclocheilus grahami is the source of this 1130-nucleotide messenger RNA. Its product is annotated as SPARC-related modular calcium-binding protein 2-like. NCBI's taxonomy places the organism in Eukaryota, Metazoa, Chordata, Actinopteri, Cypriniformes, Cyprinidae. Gene Ontology annotation, molecular function: protein binding; heparin binding; extracellular matrix binding. Bases 222 to 1130 code for a protein of 302 amino acids. Gene Ontology annotation, cellular component: basement membrane. Gene Ontology annotation, biological process: extracellular matrix organization. The record is from RefSeq and is a predicted model, not a curated record. The transcript has 9 exons.
UCACACAUUUAUGCAGAGCAGAGGGUCAAGACAGUCCGAACCGUGCGCUUCUCUUCAUUACGCACAGAGAAAUCACACAGAACACAACCCACACCGGCGCCACCGAGCUCACAUCAAGAGCUGUGAAGGGACGGGAUCUAAGGAAAUAAGCGUCACAUUGGAGAAUCAAUCGGGUCUAAAGUGAGUUUUUGUGGAUUCGGUGCGUCUGGAGAGCUGUGAGGAUGCGCGUCUCGGUCCUGCUGCUGCUCUGCGCACUUUACGCAGGAGAAGCGCACAAACUCUCCGCGCUCACGUUUCUGCGUGUGGAGCAAGAUAAAGAAUGCAAUACGGAUUGUUCCAAAACUCCUCGCAAGCAGCUGUGCGCAUCAGACGGACGGACCUUCAGUUCCCGCUGCGAGUUUCUCCGUGCAAAGUGCCGUGACCCUCAGCUGGAGGUCAUACGAGGGCCAUGCAAAGAUACGUCCAGGUGUGUGGCAGAGAAGAAAUACACAGAACAACAAGCCAAGAAACUCUUCCCACAGGUGUUUGUUCCUGUCUGCAAUCCUGACGGAACCUACAGUGAGGUUCAGUGCCACGGCUACACUGGUUAUUGUUGGUGUGUGACACCCAGUGGCAGACCCAUCAGCGGCUCAGCAGUAGCCAAUAAGAAACCUCAAUGCCAAGGGUCCAAGAAUGGUAAAGUAAAUCCGAAGGAACCAGGAAAAUCAGAUCCGCCAGCGAUUUUCAUGGUGGAACCCCAGCCGUCCGCUGAUGAGGAAGACAUCACCUCUCAGUACCCCACACUCUGGUCAGAACAGGAACGUUGCCGAAAAAACAGGACCAGAACACAAUCGACCUCGUGUGAUCAGGAGCAGCUGUCAGCACAGGAAGAAGCAAGACAACAUAAAAAUGAAGCGGUUUUUGUGCCGGAUUGUGCUCACGGUGGUCUCUACAAACCUGUUCAGUGCCAUCCCUCCACCGGGUACUGCUGGUGUGUCCAGGUGGAUACUGGACGGCCCAUACCUGGCACAUCCACAAGAUUCGAACAACCAAAAUGUGACGGAAAUGCCAGAGCCCAUCCAAACAAACCAAAGGACCAUUACAGGAGUAGACACCUGCAGGGUGAGCUUAACUGUCCGCUUAUGAGCUGA